Messenger RNA from Camellia sinensis, 1334 nucleotides. Lineage: Eukaryota; Viridiplantae; Streptophyta; Magnoliopsida; Ericales; Theaceae. The record is from RefSeq and is a predicted model, not a curated record.
AUGGAUUGGUUUCUGGCUUUGUUUUUGAUUCCUGUGCUGUAUGCUUUGGAAUUUGUUGAAAUACUGAUGUAUGUCCGCUUCUUCGCCUGCCGUAGAGAAAUUGGAGACGGCUCAUGGGACUCUUGGUUUAUGCCCCUACAGGAACAGGCUGAAGAAGUUUGUGAAGAAAAUGAAGAACACAGCAAGGGUUUCAACAUAGUUGGUCUCUCCCAGUUUGUUGAAAUACUGAUGUAUGUCCGCUUCUUCGCCUGCCGUAGAGAAAUUGGAGACGGCUCAUGGGACUCUUGGUUUAUGCCCCUACAGGAACAGGCUGAAGAAGUUUGUGACAAGGUGAAGAAAAUGAAAGAACACAGCAAGGGUUUCAACAUAGUUGGUCUCUCCCAGGUGAUCAAUGAGGAUUUGAUAUUUUCUAUUUUUUGCAGUGCAUUUGUAUUGCUACAUGCAUUGUAUAAAUGUUUUUCUUUACUAGUCAGGAGAACGUCUUUAGUGGCUGCAUAUACUGUACUAGAGGAAAAUUGCAAUUUUGAUAUCAAUAGAAAUGAAGAUAAAAUGAUUAAAGGAUAGGAGAAUGUGGCAUUGAUCAACCUCUAACAUUAUGGAUAAUUAUAUCCAGAAACUGUCAAGGCUAUAGCACUACUUAGUUUAGUGGGUUAAAAUAAUUAAACAAGCAUUUGGCAAAGUUUAACUCUUUUAAAUGUCGUUGCUGUGCUAGUAUGUGGCUCAAUACAAGGUUCAGAGAGGUAAUUCCAUAUGUUUUUCAUGUAUGGAAUUAUCACCAGCUCAAAUAGUCCAUCUCCCUUAUGUCUGUGAUUUGUUACCUUCUUUUGCUUUUUGAAGAGUUUUCCAUAUGGUUUUCAGUGCUCGAGGGAUAAUUAUCUUGGUGUGUAUUAUUGUUAAUAGAAGAUACAUUAGCCUGGUCAGUUAAUAGAAAAAUGCCAAAAUUCUCUGUUUAGGAUUUCAAAACCUUUAUUUCCUAAUAUUCCUUAUCCUUAACCCAAUUUUUUACUUUUAAGUCUACGAGGACAAACAGUUCAUGAUGAUCACACAAUAAAAUUUCAAUAAAAGAAACUGAUAAAAAUGUUUAAAUGUAGUAUAACAUGUAGUUGGUAAGUUCAAACACUUGUCGGUAAAGGUUUUUUCUUUUUUUCCUACUGUUUUGUAAUUUUCUUGAGGCCACAGAUUAACUUGAUGAUUUUAUUUUUUUAAUCAAAAUAUUUGAGGGCCCUCAAGAUGUUGCUAUCAAUAUGCAUUUACUGUACCACAACGUGAAAAUGCUUCAAAAUACAUUUUAGCAUAACCAAUAUAUGUUUUCUGUUCCUAACUUCACCUCUUAA